UAAAACCGAAAGAAUGUUUCUACUGUUAACUCUCAUCAUCUUCGCAUUGGCGCUCGUGGUGUUCGCGCUCGAGCGGCAUUACACCUAUUGGCAGCGACGUGGGGUGCCACAGGUUGCGCCCCGUUAUGUGGUUGGCAACAUCCAGCGCACACCUGGCGGUCAAGUGCAGCUACGCCACUUCAACAAGCAACUCUACGAGGAGUACAAGAAGCGUCGGCCUUUUGUGGGCAUGUAUAUCUUCUUCACGCGCGCCGCACUCAUACUCGAUUUGGAUGUCAUCAAAGACAUCUGCAUUAGUAAGUUUUCGAACUUCCAAGAUCGCGGUGUUUUCUCGAAUCCACGCGAUGAUCCACUCACCGGUCAUCUGUUUCGCUUGGAGGGCGAGCAAUGGCGCGCCAUGCGCCAGAAACUCACGCCCGUUUUCUCUUCAGGCAAUAUGAAAUACAUGUUCCCCACCGUGCUGAAAGUGGGCAAUAAACUGACGCAAGCAUGCCACGCGGCGAUCGCGGACAGCACACAUAAGGGUGAGCUGGAAAUGAAGGAGCUCUGCGCGCGCUACACUACCGAUGUGAUUGGCACUUGCGCUUUUGGCAUUGAGUGCAAUAGCCUACGCGAUCCGCAGGCUGAGUUCAGACGUCGCGGCCAUGCCGUCUUCUCCGAACCACGGCACUCACAACUCGUGCAGACAUUCAUGCUGAUGAAUCCAGAUUUGGCACGUCGUUUGCGUUUGAAGUUCUUUCCCGACCACAUCAUACAGUUCUAUGUGGAUGUAGUGCGUCAAACGGUGGAGCUGCGACAGCGCGACAGAGUCAAACGCAAUGAUUUUAUGGAUUUGAUGAUCGCCUUGAAGGCGGAAGACGAGCGUUUGUCAGCGAAAAGUGAUGGCAUCGACCUUUCGCAAGGUCUUACUCUGCUGCAAAUAGUGUCGCAAGCGUUUGUCUUCUUUGUGGCCGGUUUUGAUACGUCUUCGACGACCAUGUCGCUGUGUCUAUACGAGCUCGCAUUGAAUCCGGCGAUACAGGAGAAGGCGCGUAAUGAGAUCGAACAUGUGCUGAAAGCCCAUAACGAACAGCUCACAUACGAGGCGCUAAAUGAAAUGCAGUAUCUUGAUCAAGCAGUGGAUGAAACACUGCGCAAAUACCCCGUUGUGCCGUAUCUGGUGCGCAAAGCUAAGGAGGACUACUUGGUGCCCAACACCAAUGAGGUCAUCGAAAGCGGGUCUCUUGUAGUGUUGCCUGUGCACGCCAUUCAACACGACCCUGAGCUAUACCCGGAGCCGGAUAAGUUUGAUCCCGAACGUUUUAACACCGAAGAGCAUAGUGAGCGUCAUGCUGCUGCGUACAUGCCAUUUGGCAAAGGACCUCGCGCCUGUAUUGGCUUGCGUUUUGGCAAAAUGCAGGCCAAGGUAGGGUUGGUUAAUUUUCUGCGUCAUUUCCAGUUCAGCAGAUCCGCACGAACUCAAGUGCCACUCGAUUUUAUUGAACGCAUUUUCCAAAUCACACCAGCCAGCGGCAUAUAUUUAAAUGUGGAGCCUUUGAAAGUCGCGCGAAAAAAAUUUUGCUACGGAAUUAUCAUUAUUUUUAAUAAGAAUCUUCUACCUACGAACAUGUCUGCUGCGGUAUUCUGCGCGCUGCUAGCCACCGUCCUAGCCAUACUCUAUAUACAGCUGCGCCGCCACUAUAGCUAUUGGGCGCGCCGCGGUGUUCCACACGAGCCACCGAAAUUCUUCGUCGGCAAUAUGAGCGGCAUUGGUACACUUUAUCACUGGAAGGAAAUCAACGCGCGCAUUUAUAAUCGUUUCAAGGGCCAAGCGAACAUUAUUGGCGCGUAUACAUUCUUUAAGCGCGUCGUCUUCAUCAUCGAACCCGAACUCAUCAAGCGCAUCUUAAUAAAAGACUUCAACUAUUUCGCAGAUCGCGGACUCUUUCACAAUGUGCGCGAUGAUCCGCUCACCGGCAAUCUGCUGUUCUUGGAUGGCGAACAAUGGCGCGUGCUGCGUCACAAGCUAUCGCCCGCCUUCUCCACUGGCAAGAUACGCUUCAUGUUCCCCACUAUGGUGGCGGUAGGUGAGCGGCUUGUCGGCGCUUGUCAGCGUCUUAUUAAUAUUGGCGGCACUGUUGAGCUGAAGGAGCUCUGUGCGCGCUACACUACCGAUGUGAUUGGUGAAGUCGCCUUUGGCAUAGAGUGCAACAGCCUGAAGGACCCGUAUGCCAUAUUUAGACGCAUGGGUCGCACUAUUUUUGAAAAACCACGUCAUUCGCUACUCGUGCAAGCUUUCAUGUUUACCGAUCCAAAUAUGGCACGCAGACUGCGGCUGAAAAACUUUCCCGAUGAUGUGAGCGACUUUUUUAUGGGUGCAGUGCGUGAAACUGUGGGGUACAGAGAGAAGAACGGCGUGCAGCGUAAUGAUUUUAUGGAUAUGAUGUUGGAGAUGAAGGCGCAGCGUGAUCGUUUGGAGCACACUGAUAUCAGGGAGGACGAUUUAACGAACGGUUUGAGCAUCGAACAGGUGGCCGCACAGGCGAUGGUCUUCUACUUGGCGGGCUUUGAGACCUCAUCAACGGUAAUGUCUUUCUGCAUUUACGAAUUGGCAUUGCAACCAGAGCUGCAAGAGCGACUGCGUGAGGAAAUUUUCGGGGUUUUACAAAAAACUGAAGGAAAGGUGACCUAUGAGGCAAUCAAGGAGAUGACUUACCUUAAGAAAGUGAUGCAAGAAACGCUACGUAAACAUCCCGUCAUACCGCACCUGGUGCGCUUAACCACCGCUGACUACAGCAUUCCAAACAGCAACAUUACACUGGAGCGCGGCAUGCGCAUUUUCAUACCCAUCGACGCGAUUCAUCACGAUCCAGAUAUCUAUCCCGAACCAGAGAAGUUCGAUCCUGAACGCUUCUCGCCAGAGGAAAUCGAAAAGCGUCAUCCUUUCACUUAUUUACCCUUCGGUGAGGGACCCAGAAAUUGCAUUGGCAUGCGUUUUGGUGAGUUUCAGACCUCCAUCGGAGUCAUACAACUACUGCGUAGCUUCCGAUUCAAGCCAUCAGCGCGUACUCAGGUACCCAUAGUUUAUGCGAAGAAGAAUUUUCUUAUCGCCGCAGACGGUGGCAUACAUUUGGCUGUGGAGAAGUUGGAGGAAACUAUUUGAAAAUUGAGC
Rhagoletis pomonella (apple maggot) is the source of this 3151-nucleotide messenger RNA. RefSeq lists its product as uncharacterized. The record is from RefSeq and is a predicted model, not a curated record. NCBI's taxonomy places the organism in Eukaryota, Metazoa, Arthropoda, Insecta, Diptera, Tephritidae. Gene Ontology annotation, molecular function: oxidoreductase activity, acting on paired donors, with incorporation or reduction of molecular oxygen; heme binding; iron ion binding. The coding region runs from base 14 to 3142 and encodes 1042 amino acids. The transcript is spliced from 4 exons.